GAUUGUAAGCCAAGUCACUGGUAGGUGCCCCAGUGCUCUACAAACCAACAAAUGUGCUUAUAUGUACUAUGUUUAUUCUCUUGUAUUAGUGGUAUUAUAUGUGGGUAGAGGUCCUGCAGAAGCAGCUUUAUCUGUGAGAGCCAGACAGAGGAAAGGGUUGAAUGUUUUGGGCAACUGACAUCACUGUGAGUCUUACCACAAAAGAUGGGUACCAAGUGUGGGCCAGCCUAGAGGUGUGUUUUGUCAAUAAAAAGUUCAAGGAGGUUUUUUUUGAUUGGUCAGGUUUUUUGUUUUAUGUAUACAUGGCAUCUCAGCCUGUAAAUCUUUUGGUCACUGUGGUUGCAUAUGCCUUCAGAGUUGUUACUUGUCAAGAGCAUUUCUGGCAGUCAAGGGCUUUGAAUUGCUAUGGAAGUAUGAAGUUAAAUAUCACAUAUUUGUUUACAAUGUGGAUGUGCCUUUCUGAAUAUUUGUGCUGUAGACAUGUUGCCAUGUCUACCCUGUAGUUCCUAUAAGGAUCUGAAAAAAAUGCAGUCUGACUUCAUGAGAUAGACAGUACCAUGAUGUUUAUUAUGUCUUAUAUUUUGCUUGACACCUCAGCCAAGUAAGUCAAACACUUAAGUGGAAAGCAAUUAACCUCUUCACCUUACUUAUCUUCUGCAGCUAAGUAAUCCUCGUGUUACUCACUGCUUCACAACAUUGCUAUCUUCUGUAUACUAAGACAAUUAAGCAAAAUCACAGCAGAAGUAGGACCUUUAGGUGAGGUAUCACCGUGUAUCACCCUGCCUUGCUUUGUGCUGUUUCCCCAUUUUGCACAUGCUGGUACAUAAGUUGUGGAGCACCUUGUAAUUAUGUAUUGAGAGGAAAUAGUAAGAAUGUUUGUAGUUGUAAGAUUUAAGUGUUAUUUAAGUGUUAAAACCUUCUGGUGGGGAUGUUUACAUUAGCAGUGGCUUCAUGACAUUUGUGAAACGAAUGGAUGGGAACACAGACAGUCUCCUAUCAUUUGGAGAGAACUGUUGGACCGUGGAGGGAAAGGUCAGCUUCUGGGAGGACUUAAUGAUUUUCUGGAAUAUGCUCAGCAAUAUUAUGGUAUCACUUCAAUGAUGUUGAGUAAAGAAAUGUUAGAUGUUGCUGAGGAGAACCUACAGGCUCAUCUUGAAAUUGUAAAAGAGGAUGAAGAGAUUAAAAGUCUUAUCAAGCCCAUGCAGAUCUGGAUCACCAGUGCAUCAACUCCAAUCUGUUAUCAACUGAUCCCUCUGUUGGCAAAUGGAGAAGUGUUUGGGAUGACCACAGAAAUCAGUAUCCAUUUGCUUGACACUUGCCAGUUUAAGGAAGUUCUUUGCAGUAUUGUAAUGGAAGCUGAAGACAUGGCGUUCCCACUUCUCCGCAGUGUUUUGGAGCACACUGAAAUAGAUGAGGCUUUUAUUGAAGCUGAUGUUAUUAUUGUUCUUGAUGAUGUCCUCUUAAACCUUGAAGUCCAGUCCCUUGAGAACUACAUCAGAGAAGCGACGCUGAUUAUGACGUACGGCCCAUCCAUUAAGCCUGAGAAUAUCAUUGCCGUUGCGACAUCCUGGGAAAGUGCAGCUAAAGCCACGCUGGCCAGGAAGUUGAAUGUGAGCGCAGCAGGAGUUAAAGACGUGAUUGUUUGGGGCAAUAUUACUGGCUCUAACUACAUUGAUUUGUCACAUGCAAAACUUUAUGGAUAUGAUGGUGCUAUUUGGGGCCCAGCUAAUUUUCAACGUCCUUUGUUGAAUAUGAUUUAUGAUAGGGAAUGGAUCCAUUCAGAAUUUUUAUCUGCACAGGGUUCACUGCAUUCCCGAGUUGGUCGUGGCACAGGAAUGUUACCUGCUCACGCGGUAGCCACUGUACUGCAGUACUGGUAUCACGGCUCUCCUCCUGGGGAGAUUGUUUCUGUGGGAGUACUUAGUGAAGGUCAGUUUUGCGUUCCUGAAGGAAUUAUCUUCUCUAUGCCAGUGAGCUUCCAGAAUGGUAGCUGGGAAGUCAUAAAAGAAUUAGAAAUUGAUGGAACGACACAAGAAGUUCUGGGACGCUUAGCCCAUGAACUAAUUCAGGAAAAGCUCGUUGCACUAAAGGAAAUAAAAGAAAUACAUCCCUAUGGAGAAGGCUAAAACCCCCACAUCUUUUCCCAAGUUUUUCUGUGCUGCUUUUCCUACGUAAUUUCAUUUUCAAGUUGUCUGUCCUCAUGCAUCAAAAUAAGAG
Molecule: messenger RNA, 2217 nt
Organism: Manacus vitellinus (golden-collared manakin)
Lineage: Eukaryota; Metazoa; Chordata; Aves; Passeriformes; Pipridae
Gene: MDH1B
Product: malate dehydrogenase 1B
Exons: 8
Coding region: 1098-2126 (342 amino acids)
Biological process (GO): malate metabolic process; tricarboxylic acid cycle; oxaloacetate metabolic process
Molecular function (GO): L-malate dehydrogenase (NAD+) activity
Source: RefSeq, a predicted model, not a curated record